GACGGAGCAGGGUGUCGACUGUCUCGCUCGUCCAGCGCUCGAUCUCGUGGCUGUGUUUUGAUCACUGAAAUAAGAAAGAAUGGUCGAGGUUCACUCAGAGACAGGGCAUGCUUUUGCUCUGCGAUCUCCCUAAAAAAAAACCUGACUAAAAUGAUUAGCUGGUUCGGUGGAACAUAAAUUACUGUAGCAAAAUAAGCAUCUGAAAGUACUCGGCCGAGAAAAGGUGCAAAGACGCCGCUAAUUACAGGCAGGCUCCUUGAAAAACCAAGUCGGGAUUUUUCACACGGGAAAAGGGUCAUCUGGAGUUUUGGAUCCAACUCGCCAUCAACGGAACAUUGGUCUAACUGAGCUUCCAGACUUCAAAGCGGAGAGAAUGGAGACCCGCAACGCCGCCGCGUGACAUGACCUCGACCUCACACCAUGGGCAUGGAGUCCUGGAGACCUAACCCCCUGGCGCCGCCCUUCGUCCCUCGGUCUUCAGACGUCUACGGGCGUUCGCUGGCGUCCUCCGCCGGCGCCUACCUCCUCCUCCAGCGCCAGAGGCAGCCGCCAUUGUUGUCCCGCGGAAGGAGAUUGGCCAAGCUGGUGCAGGGAGGCCUGAUGGUGGUCCUGAUAGUGACGAUUCUCAUCAAUGUGUCUUUCAUCGUCGACAAGACGAGGCAACUAAGGGCACCGUCACCGAAAAGAGGUAGCGACGAACAGGCAGAAAACGAAUGGAAGGCAAAUAAUGGAGGAGGAGGAACGGGAGGAAGAGGGGGAGGAGAGGGAGGAGGAGGAGGAGGAGGAGGAGGCGGAGUCAACGUCGGGAGGAGGAACAACCUCCGCCUUCAGGAGUCUCCCCCGAAGACUCUUACCGUCGACGUCGUCUCAAGUCAGACACGAGUAACGGUGACUGUGGAUGGUGCUACAAUCGUCGAGGAAGGCGACGGUAAAAAAGGCAGAGGAAUCCACGUGGUGGUUCUGCACCAGGCCAGCGGAGCAGUCAUGGCCCAGAGAGUUUUCGACACCUAUUCCCCACAUGAGGACGAGGCCAUGACGCUAUUCUUGAAUAUGAUUUCUCCCGGACGGAUAUUAGUGCUGGCUAUCAAGGACGAAGGAACCUUUCAGAUGAAGAGCGGAGGGCGUGACGCCCUGCGCCGCUUGGGCAGUAACCACGCCUACAAGUUGGGCUGGCGAGACAUGUGGGCAUUUGUAGGGGUCAAAGGUGGUAGGAUGUACGGAGAACAGCUGUCACACAGUCCAGACUUCAACACCUGGGGUUCACCUGUUCUGCUGAGGGCAGAAGUGCCCUUGGUAACGCUUGAAGAAAGCGAGUGUGACUGGUCAGACACUGAGGAACAUCGGCGCAGGCGCGAGUUCUGCAGCCACAUUGAGGGAUAUGGCUCCGUUUGUUCGUGCACGGAUCCCGCGCCUUUGGAUUUUACGACAGAGCCGCUCCUGAACAACCAGGUGCAUGAUGUUCCUGUGGCAAUUAUCGCCAGCAACCGUCCACAUUACCUGUACAGAUCUUUACGCUCACUCUUAGCCGCUCCAGGAGUGAAUCCAGAUAUGAUAACGGUCUUCAUUGACGGUUAUUAUGAGGAACCGCUGGCCGUUACCAAACUCUUCGGCUUGAGAGGAAUACAACACACACCUCUAGGAGCGAGAAAUGCCCGCAUAGCACAGCACUACAAAGCGUCCCUCACUGCAACCUUCAACAUCUUCCCGUCGUCACAUUACGCAAUUGUACUCGAGGAGGACCUAGACGUAUCCCCUGACUUUUUCAGUUAUUUCAGCCAGACCCUAAGGCUCCUGGAAGAGGACCCCACAGUGUACUGCAUCAGCGCCUGGAACGACCAAGGUUACGAGCAUACCAGUGGCGACCCAGCGCUCCUGUACAGAGUGGAAACCAUGCCCGGACUUGGCUGGGUACUGAAGAGGUCUCUGUACAAAGAGGAACUCGAGCCUAAGUGGCCUACGCCUGAGAAGAUGUGGGACUGGGACAUGUGGAUGCGCCUGGAUGACAUCCGUCGAGGGAGAGAGUGCGUAGUUCCCGAUGUCUCGAGGACCUAUCACUUUGGAUCGUCCGGACUCAACAUGAAUUCUUAUUUUCAAGAUAUUUACUUCAAGAAACAUUCGUUCAAUACUUUACCUUACGUCGAACUGAAGGAUUUACAUAGGCUCAAAAAGGAAUCUUACGAGGAGCUGAUCCACGAACUGCUGAGACGGGGAACGGCGUAUACACAGAACCCGUGCGAGGCAGACUUCACGCCUGAGACGUCGGGUCACACUUAUCUCCUCUUCAUUUACAUGGCCCAUGGCAAAGACUUCAUGACCUGGCUUCAGGUAGCCAGAUGUUUGCGAAUCUGGGAUCUAGACGGGCGUGGCUUCCACAACGGAAUGUGGAGGUUAAACAUUAAGCUGAAUUACUUGCUCAUCAUUGGUUACCCUUUUUCAAGUUACUCGAAAUAUAAACCACCCAACGUGACGCCGCUGUACAUCAACUCUAAAGAGAAGGAAAAGGAAAAAGGUACCACGAAGGAGAGGAAAAACGAACAGAGAUAACAGUUAACUGUCGCAGUCGCGCCAUUAGGCCUAGGUCAUGAUUGCAACCAGUCGUAAUGCCUUCUUUCAUUUUACAUAAUAUUAUAUAUAAUAUAUGUAUAUGUAUGUAUGUAUGUAUUAUUUAAACUGUACUGCUUUUACGCCAUGAAGUUAACAUCACAUUAUGACAAAUAGCCAACUCACCAUUAAUUUUUCAUAUUCUUUGUCCAUGUAGGGAAAAAAAACUGACAAAAAUAAAUUUCCCUCUACAGUGACGGAAACGUUCCACUAUUUUCCCGAACACUGAUAAUGACAGGAAAAAAAAACUGGCAGAAUAUUUUCCCGUACAAUGACAGAAUCUUUCCAAGGUUCAUACAGUCUUCCAGCAUUUUAAAUGCAUUAUAUGUGCCAUACAAUGCACUUACGUAAUACACAAACACAACUGAAUCUGAGAGAAUUGUACGAUCAUUCAUUGUGCAGUUAUGGUCAAUUGCAUGAUUAGUUUGCAAAGUAGCAAUUGUCAACGAUGUCGAUUUGAUCAUUGUCAGUGUAGUUCUCGGAUACCAUAACAGUAGUAGUUUGUAAAGUAGUUGUGUUAGAUUGCUAGUUGUCAUAGUACGUUGAAUGAACCGGUAUGCCUACAUGAAUAUAACACACGUGUGUACGUGAUUAUUUCUUUUAAUGUAUAUGUAUGUAUGUACACACAUAUAUACAUACAUACAUGGGUAUAUGUAUAUAUGUAGGUAAAAUAUAUGUAUGUAUAUACAGUAUACAUAUAUACACGUUUGCA
Macrobrachium nipponense is the source of this 3313-nucleotide messenger RNA. Its product is annotated as protein O-linked-mannose beta-1,2-N-acetylglucosaminyltransferase 1-like. The transcript has 17 exons. Gene Ontology annotation, molecular function: beta-1,3-galactosyl-O-glycosyl-glycoprotein beta-1,3-N-acetylglucosaminyltransferase activity. Gene Ontology annotation, biological process: protein O-linked glycosylation via N-acetylgalactosamine. The record is from RefSeq and is a predicted model, not a curated record. The coding region runs from base 421 to 2544 and encodes 707 amino acids. Gene Ontology annotation, cellular component: Golgi membrane. Lineage: Eukaryota; Metazoa; Arthropoda; Malacostraca; Decapoda; Palaemonidae.